CAACGCCGCGCCAUGGAGCGGUACGAGAAGCUGAGCAAGGUCGGGGAGGGCUCCUACGGCGUCGUCUUCAAGUGCCGCAACAAGGAGACCGGUCAGAUCGUGGCCAUUAAGAAGUUCUUGGAGUCCGAGGAGGACCCGGUGAUCAGGAAGAUCGCCCUGCGGGAGAUUCGUAUGCUGAAGCAACUGAAACACCCCAACCUGGUGAACCUGCUGGAAGUGUUCAGGAGGAAGCGGAGGCUGCAUCUGGUCUUCGAAUACUGCGACCACACAGUUCUCCAUGAGCUGGACAAGCACCCCCGGGGGGUGCCGGAGCAUCUAGUGAAGAGCAUAACCUGGCAGACCCUCCAAGCUGUGAACUUCUGCCAUAAACACAAUUGCAUCCACCGCGAUGUAAAGCCAGAAAACAUCCUGAUAACAAAGCACUCUGUCAUCAAACUUUGUGACUUUGGAUUUGCUCGCAUACUGACUGGUCCGAGUGAUUAUUACACAGACUAUGUGGCUACCAGGUGGUACCGCUCUCCGGAGUUACUUGUGGGAGACACCCAGUACGGCCCUCCCGUGGACGUGUGGGCGAUAGGCUGUGUCUUUGCAGAGCUGCUAUCUGGGGUCCCCCUGUGGCCUGGCAAGUCUGAUGUCGACCAGCUGUACCUCAUCCGGAGAACCCUGGGGGAUCUUAUUCCCAGGCACCAGCAAGUGUUCAGCACCAACCAGUUCUUCAGUGGGGUAAGAAUUCCAGACCCAGAGAGCAUGGAGCCGUUAGAAAUGAAAUUCCCUAAUACUUCAUACUCUGCUUUAGCUCUCAUGAAGGGUUGCCUUCGUAUGGACCCUGCAGAGAGGCAGACAUGUGAGCAGCUGCUGCAGCACCCCUAUUUUGACAGCAUUAGGGAGGCAGUGGAGCUGGGGAAAGAACAUGAAAAAACAGCUCGGAAACCAGCCAGGCUGACUCGGAAGCACGUGCCAGGGUUACAGUACCUGCCUCAGUUAACCAGUAGUAACGUUCUGCCAGCUUUGGACAGCAAGAAGUACUGCUGCAAAACAAGGAAAUCAAACUACCAUUUCCCUAACAUCUAACCGGAUGGCAGAUUAAAAGCUAUUUAUUGUUCAAAGUUCAAGUCAUUCAGAAUUUAUAAAAGGAGGAUACGUCGUGGGGAAACUAAAUUAAUAUGUGUUAGGACAUAUACAAAAGUGGUCUGAAAAGUAACGUACUCUGGGUCAGCAAUGGAAGGAAAGUGAUGUACGGGGGGAACUCCAAGCUCACCUUAGUCAGUGUUCUGUGUACAAAGGAAAAUAUAUUUGUUUUGCUUUAAUUUGUGAUUGCAUACUGGUUGGUGAUUGUAUACUGGUUCAGGAUUACUGCAACCCCUUGUUUACAGCGUGAAUUUAAAAACUCCUGCCUGUCUAUCACCUGUAUUUCAGACUUGGCAGAAGAACUGCAACCUUGCCAAACAAAUCAGAGUCCCACUGUGUCAAAACAGCAAUACUGCUUUAGACUGGGGCUAGGCCACUGAUCCCGCCAGGAACUGUAAACGUAUUGCCGAUGCGAGUAGAAGACAGAUGUACGUGCUUGUGGAGCCAAGCCGGGUGAGAGGCUACCUAACUGCUCCGGUUAGUUAUAAACUUGCUGAAAUAGCACUGCUUUAAAGAUACAUCUGUCUUACGGACUGCAUUUAUAGAUUGCAAAGUAUUAAAAGUACUGGUAAUGACUUAGACUUAAUGGAAGGUUUAACAGGCACGGUUACGAGGAAAACAUUUUGAUAAUAAAACCUGUUGUUUCUUGAGUCUUUUCAGAGUUUCUCCUGCCUGUUUCUUCCUUGCAUUAUGAGGUUGGUUUUGUUUGCUGUUUCUGUCAAUAGUGAAGUCACUUGCCUGUAGCGUUACAGAAAUUGUUUUUAUCAAAAGUAAUUAACUCAUGAAUAUAAUUUAUAACAUUGGCCAGACACAGGCAGGAAUUCUACCUAAGCAUAUGUAUUAGAAUGAUUCUUGGGUUUUGAGUCAUCUCAGGAUGUAAUAUUGUGUUGAUUUUGAAUAAAAGAAGUGUAGCUUGUUUUUCCAGUUUA
Messenger RNA from Harpia harpyja (harpy eagle), 2057 nucleotides. It is a transcript of the gene CDKL1, whose product is annotated as cyclin dependent kinase like 1. Bases 13 to 1071 code for a protein of 352 amino acids. Gene Ontology annotation, molecular function: ATP binding; cyclin-dependent protein serine/threonine kinase activity. Gene Ontology annotation, cellular component: nucleus. The record is from RefSeq and is a predicted model, not a curated record. Gene Ontology annotation, biological process: protein phosphorylation. Lineage: Eukaryota; Metazoa; Chordata; Aves; Accipitriformes; Accipitridae. The transcript has 9 exons.